AUGCUGUGGCAACAUUUUUGUUUCUUUAUCUUGGCUUUUUCCGUGGGCCGCGUAUGUGCUAAUGAACAGUGCAAGAUGGAGAUCAACAUUCAAGGCAUGAAACUUGAAAAGUUCGUGUUUAAAAGGGUUUCAGCAUUAGCUCCUCACAUCUGUGAUAUUCGGUGUGGACAAGACAUUACCUGCCAAAGCUAUAACUACAACAGAAAGGAAAAGAUCUGCGAAUUGAACAACCGCACCAAAGAGGCGAGGCCUGAAAGUUUUCGCUCGGCCCCGGGUUGGUUUUAUAUCCGGCGUUUAAACGGAAGGGGUAUGUUUUAAGUUCAAGAAUGUUGACUAAGAAAGAUUUACUCAUAAAGUAUAUUUUAUAGCACAGAAUGUAGUUUCUGAUGCAGUGAGAAGACCCUACUCGUUCGCACGUUAUGACUGAGAGCAAAGUGUUUUCGGGUCCGGCACGACCCAAUUCAGACAAGGAGCGUUUUAUCCUAAGACUGUCGAUCUUCUUCUGACUGACAAUUUACCAUAUUGCAUCACGCCGGAUUGUAAGCCAGCUCAUGCAAGUUUUUCCAGCUUUGUUCUCAUGAUCGCGUGCGGCCCUCACGAGGAAAGUUUUGGGAAGACUAUCACGUAUGGGUUCGAAUUCUAACUUCAAGAUGUUGUUUUAUUUUUUAAAUCGUGUUUUGCUUUAAAGUUUCUGUGUUUUUCACGGUGUCGCCGGAGCAACCCUGACAGGUGCUUCUUUAGGACAUUUAUCAGUUUUUUUUUUAACAAAUUUCAUUUUCAAGAAAAAUGUUGAGUUAGGUUUUUCCGAUAAACUUAUCUUACUGCUUCUGUGUUUUAACACAUUUGAAAAAAUGUUAGUUCUGAUGCUUAUCUAAGAGAAAUGAAAGUGGGGAAAAAAAAGGUUGAAUUUGUUAAAACGUCAAUUUAUUCAUAAAUGAUAUUUACCUUUGAUGUUUUCAUAUUUUAUAGUAUUUUUAACAUGCUUUAAAAACCGUUUUACCCUUCGCUUUCAGAGUAAGGUAAGAGCACAUAGAGGAAGAUGUUUUUCGUCUUGUCACGAGCGUGGGACAAAGAGAAAAUUACCUACUAUCUCUCUUAUUCUAUUUACAAAAACAUGACGCUGUCGACAUUCUAGCAGUAUGCAGGACGUGCGUUAUGUAUGAACUUCGUAAUGGGCCACGCCUACCUAAGAGUCUCUGAGGCUCAGUGGUACAUCGGAGCGCGGAAACCGAAGGUCUGAGGUUCGAUUCCUCAUGGGAACUCAGAACUUUUUAUUUGUCCCACGCUCGUGACAAUACGAAAAACAUCUUUCUCUAUUUCUACCGAGCUCAAAACUUAAAAUUUUUGCAAAUUAUCUAAGUAGUUAUCCCACGAAUUAAUUUUGCAAUCUUUUAUGUAUUGCAGCACCUCUGGGUUCUAUUCUGGAAUUACCAGCAAUGUCUUGCCAAGAAAUAAAGGCAAGUGAGGGAAAAGAUUCCACUAGCAACAAGUACUGGCUAAUCCAACUGGUAAUGGAGAGACAGAGUUGA
Molecule: messenger RNA, 1529 nt
Organism: Pocillopora meandrina
Lineage: Eukaryota; Metazoa; Cnidaria; Anthozoa; Scleractinia; Pocilloporidae
Source: the annotation of a GenBank genome assembly